Molecule: messenger RNA, 270 nt
Organism: Anisakis simplex (herring worm)
Lineage: Eukaryota; Metazoa; Nematoda; Chromadorea; Rhabditida; Anisakidae
Source: the annotation of a GenBank genome assembly
AUGGUUGAGACAGUGGAUAGAAUUUUUGCGAAUGGUCGUACGGCAGGGCUUGUGCUGGAUAGUGGAGCGUCUCAGACAGCUGCCGUACCGGUAUAUGACGGUUACUGCGUUAGUCAUGCUGUGGUGCGAUCGCCAAUCGGUGGUGACUUGAUCGCUGAACAGUGCGGAAUUAUGUGCGACGAACAAAAAAUUGAAGUCGUACCCUCAUACAAAAUCGCAUCACGGGUUCGUUUCCUCUUGAAAUAUCGUAUUCGUUGUGUGACUGAUUGA